Molecule: messenger RNA, 1770 nt
Organism: Paramecium octaurelia
Lineage: Eukaryota; Ciliophora; Oligohymenophorea; Peniculida; Parameciidae
Source: the annotation of a GenBank genome assembly
AUGUUUACACUUUAAAUAACGGAUUGUAGAUUUAUUGAUGAUGUGGAUCAAAUAUGCAAAUUUGAUGAAGCUCGAAAUUUAUGUUUGAAAAGAAGAAGUGAAAUUGAUACCGUUAGUACGAAUCUUAAUAUGCAAAUCAAAAAUUAUAUUGAUGGAGAAGUACUAAUCAUGCUUUAACUUAGGAUUAAUAUCUGAGAGAGGUCUAGGUGAAGGGCGAACAAUUGAAUUAAUCCGUUAUGGAGGGGAUAAAAAUAUUAGAAGUAAAAAAGUGAGUUAUGUUUAGCAAUUAAAAGUGCCAACCCACAUAGAUUUAGAAUUGAAUUCUGCUUAAAAAGAAUUUAAAAACAUAGAAUUAAAAUUGAAAUAAACUGAAGAAUAAAAGAAAUGGGCUGAGCAAGAGACUAUAAAAUAAAAAGCAAAACUAAUAAAAUUAAUUGAAGAAAUUUAACUUUCUAUACUAAGUAAUAUAAAUGAUAUCAAAAGAUAAACUUGAUGUUCCUGAACCAGAUAAUAAGACUGGGAUAAUUUUUAACUGGGUUAUAGGCUGUUUAUUGAAGAAGAAGAAAGGACCAAUAUAACUUGCAGAAGAACUUAAAUUAAAAGUUGAAAAAAUUCAAUUAUAGCCUGAAUCUAUUAUAAAUUAGCCAGCUCCACCUUAGAGCACAGGAAUAUUUGCUUGCGGAGGUAGAAAACCUCUUUCUAGUUCAAGGCCAAUAAAGAGAGUGGCCUUAUCAGAGGAGGAAUCAAAAAUGUAUGAAAACUUAUUUGCUUGGAAAGCGAUUAAAUAGCACAUUUUUCAUCAAGAUUUCAAAUUUUAAGAGAAAGUGCAAUAAUUCACAUAAGAAUAUGACAAAUUAGAAUCUUUUUAAAUUAUGUUGGUAGAUGAAUUGGUCUCAGAGAAAAAGGAAGUAAUAAAAGGAAUAUAUGAUAUUGAUAUCAAAGAUCAAGCAAGAAUUAUUAUUGAAAUAAAUGAGAUAGUUUUAUUUUUAUUGAAAGAGAACUAGAAUUUGAAAGAAUAAUAAGAAAAAGAGAAGGAAUUCGAAUAAUUAGAUUAAGGAAUUAGAUAGAAGGAAGUAGAGAUAGAGAUUAUGUAGAAAGAAAAAUCGUAUCAUGCUGCAAAAGAAAAAAGAAUAUCAAGUUUGAAAAGUACAAUGUCUUUGCUUUCUGCAACAAGUUAAAAAGUUGCAGAUUUCUGUAAAGAAAAAAUGGUCUCAAAUGAUUAAAUUAUUGCCUAAAUCGAAGUAAUAAAAUCUCAAGGAUUAUCAAAAGAAUUGAAAGUGUUCUAAGAUGUUGAGGAUAUAUAUAGAAGAAAAAGAUAAUCAUAUGAAGAAUAGUUGCUGAGUUAGCAGUAGAAGGAAGAGGAAAGAAGAGCACAGGAAGAAGCUGAAAGGAAAGAAAAGGAAGGAGAAGAUCAUAAGCAAAAAGCUAUUCCAGACUCAAAUGAUUUAGAUAGGUCAAAUUAAUAACAUCAAGAAGUAACAUCAUUUAUAUUUUAAGGAAGAUAACAUUUAAGCACAAGAAGACAAAGAUGAAGUUGAGGAUUCUGAUUAUGUAGACUCUGAUGAGAGUGAUCAAGAUGGAGAAAAGUAAGAUUGGAUUGUAAUUAAUAUAAAUAAUAAUUAGGUCCUUGCUGAUGAUCCUUAAACUAAGCACAUUUAAAAGACUUUGUUCCCUGAUAAAGUAAAAACAGCAGAAAAUAAAAAUCUUGUUAAACAAAAAAACUAAGGGGAAUCUUUAAAAAUCUUAAUGUAAAAAAGAAAGAAGAAUUGA